CUAUUCGGUUCAUUUGUUUUUCCAAAGCUCCUUGGACCAGAAGAGCUCUCGAUUCCGAAAGCCACAGAAGAACACAACUCAGCCUAGCAAAAGCAAAGGAAGCAAACCCGGAUAUCCGAAAAUGGGUUAUGCACAGCUAGUUAUUGGCCCUGCUGGCAGUGGCAAGUCCACUUACUGCUCCAGUUUGCACCGACACUGUUUGGAUAAUGGGAGGACUCUACAUAUUGUUAAUUUGGAUCCUGCUGCGGAGCAUUUUGACUACCCUGUGGCUUUGGAUAUCAGGGAGCUUAUUAACUUGGAUGAUGUUAUGGAGGAACUUGGACUAGGUCCCAAUGGUGGACUUAUGUACUGCAUGGAACACCUUGAAGAUAAUCUGGAUGAUUGGCUUGCAGAGGGAUUGGAGGAUUACUUGGAUGAUGACUACUUAGUUUUCGACUGCCCAGGCCAGAUAGAACUUUUUUCUCAUGUGCCUAUGCUUCGGAACUUUGUGGACCAUUUGAAGAGCAAGAGUUUCAACGUCUGUGCCGUAUACUUGCUUGAUUCACAGUUCAUGACUGAUGUGACCAAGUUUAUCAGUGGGUGCAUGGCAUCUCUUUCUGCUAUGGUUCAACUUGAAUUACCACAUGUUAAUAUUCUCUCCAAAAUGGAUCUUGUGACGAACAAAAAGGAUAUUGAAGAUUUCUUGAAUCCGGAGCCCCGAGUUUUGUUGACAGAGUUGAACAAACGCAUGGCUCCUCAGUUUGCAAAGCUUAACAAGGCCUUGAUGGAACUGGUUGAUGAUUAUAGCAUGGUGAGUUUUGUGCCACUUGACUUGAGGAAGGAGAGCAGCAUAAGAUAUGUUUUGGCUCAAAUUGAUACCUCGAUUCAGUUUGGAGAAGAUGCCGAUGUGAAGGUUAAGGAUUUUGAUCCAGAAGCUCCAGAAGAUGAAAGCUGAUAUCCAUUUUGGACUUCUUGAUCAUGGCAUUAUUGUUGAUCCCCUUACAUGGCUGCCAGAAAUUCGUGAGAAGUGAAGGCUCAUACGUGGUGAUAUUGUCAAUAUUUAGGGCCAAAUUUUGAGACACUCUCCCUUAAAUCAUGACUGUAUAUGAAACAGUAAUUCUAUGGAGCACUUGCACUUUUUUGAUAAAGCAGACUGCAUGAACUUAUUAUGUGGUUUGUUAGGAGUACUAUGAAUGAUGGAUUAGUUUGGUCUAAUGAGAAAUUCAUUGAAUGGCAAAGCCCAAAGGAACCCAGGAAAAAACCAGAAUACAGAAGGACCUCCCCUUCACCUAAAC
Fragaria vesca subsp. vesca is the source of this 1274-nucleotide messenger RNA. Its product is annotated as GPN-loop GTPase 3-like. NCBI's taxonomy places the organism in Eukaryota, Viridiplantae, Streptophyta, Magnoliopsida, Rosales, Rosaceae. Gene Ontology annotation, molecular function: GTPase activity. The transcript has 10 exons. Bases 122 to 934 code for a protein of 270 amino acids. The record is from RefSeq and is a predicted model, not a curated record.